UCUUAUGUGGGUGGUGACAUGUGGAAUGCUCAGAGGAAUGCCCGAGUUGAAGAUGAUCACACACCUGACAACGACGAGGGGGCAUAUUUAAGGCAUUUGGAGUGGCUUCGCAAAGAGUACAGAGUUAUCCUUAAGGGUGCUUGGACUCGUGCCGAUUGUUUGGAAGUAAUGCCAAGUGAGGCUGCUGAUGGUGCAUUCAACAACUCUAUUAGGGAGACCAUUGGAUCGCACCUAGAUUAUGGCCCUCUGCAUGACCGAGUGGGCACGGAGCUAUGGAGAUGUAUCAAUGAUAGUAAUGUGGUGCUUGGCCGCCCACCUGGUAGAGAAACGGACGGUCUCAUUAGGAGUACUCUACAGGUUAGAGGCCUUUUUAAUAUGAACAUUUAUUUUAUAUCAUGUGAACUAUUUUUGCAUAUUUACAUGUCAAUGCCUUUGCCUCUGCAGAAGGUUGUGAAUCGUUGCCGAACACUAGCCGCUUUACUCUCUUGCCAUGGAGGUUCAUCAACGGAUGUGCGUGCACGUGCUCAGUAUAAAAUGGAUGUUCUUUCUUCCACUCGUCCAUCUUCGAGUCAAGCACGUUCUUCUUCCGCUUGUCCUUCUUCCAGCCGAGCACGGAUUGAUGAACAGGAAGAUGAAGAGGAGGAGACAGACUUCGAUGCGGAUCCGGACUAUGUGGAGCUUGGGGCUUCGCAGAUGGAAGAUGCUCCACAACCAACUCAACCUUCUCAGCCUUCUCAAGAAGCACGCCGAGUUAGCUCAAGGAACAUCCGACGUCCUGGAUGGCAGAACACUCCAGAGGGCUACGUCAACAGGGGGAACAUGGCUGCGAAAAGAGGCAAGAAGUGA
Molecule: messenger RNA, 846 nt
Organism: Triticum dicoccoides
Lineage: Eukaryota; Viridiplantae; Streptophyta; Magnoliopsida; Poales; Poaceae
Exons: 2
Coding region: 19-846 (275 amino acids)
Source: RefSeq, a predicted model, not a curated record